AUGAAGUUUCUUUGCCUCCCCGGUGCUUAUGGCAGCGCAAAUAACUUCCUCGUGCAGUUGGGUCCAUUAGCUGACGAGCUCGGCGACCGCGGAUUGGGGUCAUUCACUUACACUCAGGGCAAGCACGAAGUUGAGCCACCGGCAGGGUGGGAAGAUUACUUUGGAGCACGGCCGUUCUACCGCUUCCUUGACACGCGCCAUGGCGAUAAUUUCGAAAACCUCCGUCGUCUGCGCCACUUGCCGCCCAGCCUGAACCCCGAGGAAUCCAUGCGGAUGUUCCAGGAAUGUAGCAACGGAGAAGAUUGGCACCAAGAGGUUUGGUGCGAGGCCCUCGGUGAUGUAUUCAAAACCCUCGACGAGAACCCCGAAGUGGACGCCAUCAUCGGUUAUUCCGAGGGCGCCAUGUUGGGCGCAAGCGUGAUCGUUGAAGAGGCCCGUCUGGCAGAGGAACAAUGCCGUCGCCCACGUAUCAAGUUUGCCAUCUUCAUCGCUGGCGCCCCUCCCCUGAAGCUCCAAGGCGACAACCGCGUCGUCGCCCAGCUUUACGACCAAGUUGGGGUUGUCAUCAACAUCCCUACCUUUCACAUAUUCGGCUGCAACGACGCGUUUCUUGGAAGCGCAGUCGCCCUGUACAACGUGUGUCACCCUGAACGCGCCAGAAUGUUUGACCAUGGGUACGGCCAUAUUGUGCCCCGCGAUGCCGAGACCGUCCAAGUUCUCUCCGACAUUCUUGAAAAAUUGAUCCCAAGAGUCGAGGCUGGGCUCCCGGUGGACGACGAAUGCGAGUUUGAUCAUGAGGUGAGGAUGAGGGUGAGGGUGAUGGUUGAGGGUGAGGAGAAUGAGGAUGAGGGUGAGGACGAGGGUGAGGACGAGGGUGAGGGUGAGGGUGAGGAGAAUGAGGAUGAGGGUGAGGACGAGGGUGAGAGUGAGGGUGAGGGUGAGGAGGAUGAGGGUAAGGAUGAGGAGGAUGAGGGUGAGGAUGAGGGGAAGAAUGGAGUUCAGAAUUGGCGAUUGUCUUUCGGUAGGAUCAAGGGAGGAAUAGCUAAUAAGAUGAGCCAAAUUUUAACGUCGGUAACUCCCUGGUAUGAAGCCUGGCUUUAUUGUCUGCCAAGACGGCGCCAGGCUGAGACGGGGUCGACCAGGGAUGAGCUCAGAUUGCCGGUUGUUCACCAGAACGCCAUUGGUCGCGGUCUGUCGAUCACCCGCCCAUCGGGCCGUCACCUGCUUGACGCGUUGGGAAAAGCUUCUGCUGCAGGUCUCAGCUCCUGGGGACCAGAGUGA
Messenger RNA from Chaetomium globosum CBS 148.51, 1281 nucleotides. RefSeq lists its product as uncharacterized. Bases 1 to 1281 code for a protein of 426 amino acids. NCBI's taxonomy places the organism in Eukaryota, Fungi, Ascomycota, Sordariomycetes, Sordariales, Chaetomiaceae. The record is from RefSeq and is a predicted model, not a curated record. Gene Ontology annotation, cellular component: nucleus; cytoplasm. The transcript is spliced from 6 exons.